This is a messenger RNA of Brienomyrus brachyistius, 1161 nucleotides long. Its product is annotated as transcription factor HES-5-like. Gene Ontology annotation, molecular function: protein dimerization activity; RNA polymerase II cis-regulatory region sequence-specific DNA binding; DNA-binding transcription factor activity, RNA polymerase II-specific. The record is from RefSeq and is a predicted model, not a curated record. The transcript has 2 exons. The coding region runs from base 38 to 532 and encodes 164 amino acids. Gene Ontology annotation, cellular component: nucleus. Lineage: Eukaryota; Metazoa; Chordata; Actinopteri; Osteoglossiformes; Mormyridae. Gene Ontology annotation, biological process: regulation of neurogenesis; anterior/posterior pattern specification; regulation of transcription by RNA polymerase II.
AGCUACACAGAGAGCUGCCCAUCUCAGAGAUACAGACAUGGCACCGACAGUCACGGCAGCAGUGAUCUAUUCUCAGGAGCACCUCACUCUGGACAACAAGCUGAGGAAGCCGAUGGUGGAGAAGAUGCGCAGAGAUCGCAUCAACAGCAGCAUCGAGCAGCUCAAGUCUCUCCUGAGCCAAGAGUUCCUCAGCCAGCAUCCCGACUCCAAGCUGGAGAAAGCCGACAUCCUGGAAAUGACAGUUAAUUUCCUGAGACAGCAACGCCAUCACCAGCCAGUGAUCACCUCAUCCUGUGCAGCAGCUGAAAAUGAGGGCUUCUUCAAGUGUGUCCAAGAGAUUGUGGGUUUCCUGUCAAGGGAAGAUGUGAAGACACAGUCCCAGAUGAGACUCCUGAGGCACUUCCAAACCAUGCAGCCUUCCUCUGGUAAAAGCAGGGCUGACAGUGACUCGUCUUGCCAAAGUUCACCAGCUCGUCAUACAGCUAUUAAAGAGAAGACACCAGUCAACGGCGCCCUCUGGAGACCAUGGUGAACUCCAACAGACAGGAGAUCAGACAAACAGAACUGAACAUGUUGAUCUAUGAUGAGCAGUUGUUCUAAAAGUGUAGGAAGUUGUUUCUUCCUUUUCUCUGUAUGCAGGAGAUUUCUGGUACUAUUAUAUUUGAAUCAAAUAUUAAGAUGAAAUAUUUUGAUAUUGAAAUGAACUCAUUUGGAGUUCAUUCCAGCUAUUGGCAAAUUAAUGUUGCUUCUCAUUUCAAGAAAAAUUUCAAAGAAAGAAAUCAUAGCAAAUAUGCUUUGUUAAUGCCUCUUCUGGUUUUAAGCCUACUUCUUACAUAUUGUAAGGUGAUGUCACAUGAAAAUGUUUAUGAGUAAGAGUAUAUCCACAAUUCUUUGUGUGGGAUUUUUAAAAUGAUUAUUGUAUAAUAGUUUGUGUUAUACUGACCAGUCAGAGUGACGUGUAUAUUACACUGGAGUUUUCACGGUCUCAGUGUCUACUGAAAUUGUAGUGUGUAAACCACAUGUGAUAAAAUGUCUUUUAUAAAGACCUUUACUCAAUUGUGAGAGUAGUAAGACUGUCUUUGGAAUAUUUUCAAACUAUCAUUGUUCAUAUGUAUCUCACUGCGUGAGAAGUGAUUUCAGUUCCCUUCAGUGAAAGAUGUU